AUGGUGACCACAAGAAAUGCUGUCGAAGAUCCUAACGGAGUGAUACGGGCAUUGGAGUUGAGAAUGGAGGAAAUGCAACGAAGACAUGAAGAGAUGCAGAAGAAACAUGAGGAGGAAAUGGCGGCCGUGCGAGCCGAAUGUCUAGCCCAGAUGAGGGAGCAGGCCGCGCAUGCGAAUGGGGAGAAAGAACGAACUCGGCCGUUGGAAGACGAGAGAGAGGAGCACGGUAAUGCUCGGAAGAAUGAGGAAAACAAGGAAGAUGGGGGGGAGAAAGGAGAAAGUACAAUAUUGGUGAAAAAUGAGGCACCCUCUGUGCCGGUGCCCUUCGCACGGGCGAUAAUGGAAAUCCAGAUACCCGACCGGUUUAUUCCUCCACAAUUUAAGACAUAUGAUGGAACGUCCGAUCCCGAGGCCCAUGUUAAAUCCUUUACAAAUGCAAUGGCAUUUCGCACCGGCUGUGAUGCCAUCUGGUGUAGGGCAUUUUCGCUGUCCUUGGAGGGAGAGGCGUUGGAAUGGUUUGACUCCCUCCCGGACGGUUCGAUAGAAAACUUCAAGGGUUUAAGCAACAUGUUUAAAAACCAGUUCGCCGCCUGUCGAACACAGGAGGCCACGGUAGUUGACCUGAUGAAUCUCAAGCAGGGUAAGGAGGGGCCUUUGAAGGACUUCAUGGAUCGAUUUCAAAAAACCGUUCGGCGCGUGAAGGGACUCAGUACGGAGUUGGCUUUACAGCAUGUCAUGCCUGGGUUGCGUCCCGGACCAUUCAAGGACAGUAUAUGUCGGAAUCCCCCCAAAAGUAUGGAAGAAUUGCGUCAACGGACGGCUUAUGAGAUCAGGGUGGAAGAUAUGAAACAAAGUUACCGGAAGGAACUUCAGGAGGCAAAGGCGGAGAAGGAAAGUCGCUGA
Messenger RNA from Vigna radiata var. radiata (mung bean), 903 nucleotides. RefSeq lists its product as uncharacterized. NCBI's taxonomy places the organism in Eukaryota, Viridiplantae, Streptophyta, Magnoliopsida, Fabales, Fabaceae. The transcript has a single exon. The record is from RefSeq and is a predicted model, not a curated record. Bases 1 to 903 code for a protein of 300 amino acids.